Mytilus californianus (California mussel) is the source of this 6155-nucleotide messenger RNA. RefSeq lists its product as uncharacterized. The transcript is spliced from 11 exons. NCBI's taxonomy places the organism in Eukaryota, Metazoa, Mollusca, Bivalvia, Mytilida, Mytilidae. The record is from RefSeq and is a predicted model, not a curated record. The coding region runs from base 125 to 6019 and encodes 1964 amino acids.
AGAUGACAUAAUUGUAGCAGUUUCAAACGAGGGAUCCGUAAGGAAUUUCAAAACUUGUCUCAAAAUCACCUACAAAGGAAAAUUACAACAUGAUGCCAGCAUUAAAUUUAACUUUGAUGGAUCAAUGAUGCAGUUUGGAACAAAAUCAUCUUUAAUGUAUAACAGCAAAAUGGUAUCCUUCGAUGUAAAUUUUGAUGCAACCAAGGAUAUUGAAGGGAAAGUUACUUUGAAAUCGCCAUUUACCGAGGACAUGAUUUUGGCUUUCUCACACGAAAACACGGGGAAUAAUUUCAAAACCUGUCUUAAAGUUACUUACAGUGGAGAAUUGCAGCAUGAUGCAAGUCUAAUCUUUAAUAUGGAUGGAACAUUGGUUAGGUUUACAACUAAAUCAGUUUUUACCUACAACAACAAAAUGGUAUCUACUGCAGUAAGUUUUGAUACAACAAACAUUCUUGAAGGCAGAAUAACAGUCACAACACCAUGGACAAAUGAUAUCAUUGUAGCUUUUUCAAAUGAGGGAUCUAUACAAAAUUUCAAAACCUGUCUUAAAAUUACCUACAGUGGUUCUCUAAAGCACGAUGCCAGUGUUUCAUUCAGUUUGGAUGGAUCAGUCAGAAAGUUCUUUACACUGGCUUCAGUGAAAUACAAUGACAAAACAGCUUCCUUUGAGGUAACUCUUGAUUCUAGAAAAGACAUUAUUGGAAAGAUCACCUUGAAAACACCAAUGUAUAAUGACGUUAUCAUUGCGAUCUCCCACAAAGGUAACUGGAAAAACUUUAUGUCCUUGGUAAAAAUCACCUACAAUGGCGCAUUGCAACAAAACGCAAGAGUAAGCUACAAGUUAAUCAAGAAAUCAACAGGUAUCCAGGCAAACACCGAGGCAAGUUACAAUGAUAAAACAGUAUCCGGAGACAUUUCUAUUGACACAUCAUCUGGAAUUGAUGGAAGUAUGGUUGUUAAAUCACCAUGGACCGAUGACAUUACUACAAUUGUAAAAUACAACGGAGAACCAAAAGAUUUCACUGCUCAACUUCAGCUGGAUUACAAAGGCUCUCGUCAACAUGAAGUAAAUAUUAGACAUACAACAACUGGUGAAAUGAAGAGACUUUCAACUGCUAUCUCUGCGUCCUACAACGGCGAAGAAUUUUCGUUUGAUGGUUCAUAUGACGUAAAAGACAACAAGAACGCUCAAAUGACUUUCAAAUCACCAUUCACCUUAGAUGCAUUUGUGAAAAUAUCUUUAGAAGGAACAGUUCAAAGAUUUAGCUCAAAUGUAGAACUAUCAUAUGGCGACAAGACCCAUGUUAUGACUUCAAAAUUCAAUAUGAUCAUGACUGAUUCCAAAGUAGGUACUGCAGUUGAAAUAUCAGUCGACAACCAGAAAGGAUCUAUUGACAUCCUUGUUGAGUACUCUGAUGAAUACAAGGUAAAAGUAGCUGCAAUUUCACCACUUACUGACGACAUUGAACUAAUGUCUACUGCAAAAAUAAACCGUAACAAUUUAAUUGGAUCAUUACUGAUUAAACUCGCAGGAAAUAUUGUCCAUGACAGCAGUUUCAGUUUGACAAGAAGAAUGGGAGAAAACCAAUUUGUCGCGAAUUUGAAUGCUAUAUACAACUCUAAAAAUGUCAAUGGGGGAUUCUCAAUUGUUACAUACAAUGGAAUAGACGCCAAAAUUACACUAGAGACUCCAGUUGCAGGAUACGAGAAGAUUGCAGCUAAUUUCUUAUACGAAACUGACAGGGAUACAAUUACGACACAAGUCAAUGGGAACGUUGGAUCUAACAAUGUAGAAUUGAAUGGAGUUUUUGAUAAGACUUCACCAUUCAAUGGAAAAAUUAAUAUCAAAACUCCAGUCAGUGGAUUAACCGAAAUGUCAAUGAACGUAGUUUUCAACAACAAUCCUUCAAACUUUCGUCUCACAUCUGAUUUCGCUAUUGAAGGUCAAAACAUGUAUGACCUUAGUUUUGAGCAUAUCUCCUCAACAAGUAAUUUACAAGGAAGUCUUGAACUAAAAACAGCAAUUAUAGAAGACAUUGACAUCAAGUAUGACAUCUCUGGAAGUUUAACAAAGUCUUCAUCCUCGUUUAGUGCCUCCGUUGGAAGUAACAACCAAAUUUCGUCGAACACGAUGACCAACAUUCAAGGUAGACAAAUGGGAGAGGUAAAAUCAACAUUAAAUGUCAACAUUGCUGGUAUCACAAAAACCGCUGAAAUAGAAUUAAAAAGUGGAAGAAGCUUCAGCGAUUUCACUUCUAAAAUAAGUGCAAAAAUUGAUAAUGAUGAAAUCUCUGUAGAAACCAUACUGAAAAGUCAACCAUCUUAUGAGGCAUCGAUUAAGGUAGAAACGCCUUUCAAAUCAGCUAAAUCAAUGUCAGCUACGGUAAAAAAUGUUCGUAAAUCAAAUUAUGUCAGCACAUCAGCUGUUGUUGCACUUUCCCCGGAAAAGGUAUACGAAAUGAGUCUUAAUUAUCUCAACCAGAACUUCAGAAAGAUGGAUAUAAAAGCAGAAGUAAAAACUCCAGUGAAAGGACACGAGUUGAUGAGAUGGGUAUACAGGCACGGGACUGACCAGGUUUUGUCUGUAUUUUCAAACUACGAAUGCUCAACUGGAAUACAAAUUACUGGCGAUGUUAAACUGUCACCAAGAUCGUUCAACAUGGAUGUCAGGACUCCGUUUCAAGCAUUUCGAUCAUUGUCUCUAAAGGGAAACUUAGAAAGACAAAAUAUGAUCUACAGUUUAGACACUUCUUUUGAAAUGAAUAAGAAAUCCGUUAAACUAUCUGGUUUAGUAGACUUAGAAAGCAGACCAAUGACAACCAGAAUCGAGUUGAAGACUCCAUUUAAGGGACUUGAAUCUUCCGAGAUCAAUCUAUCAUGUACAGGAGACAUCAAAGAUUUGCGCGCCACAAUCGAAAUUGUCACUCCAUUGAUUAAACCAAUCAAUUCCGAAGUUCAUCUCCGUUACGAUUCUCUUUCGGACAUGGAAACCACUGCAAUUCUUACCACAGGUUUUAAGUCCUUCGAACGAUUGAGUGUUUCAUUUGUCAACAAGAAACACAGAAAUGAAUACCAAACACAUGUUGAAACCUCGUGGAAUAGAGAAAAGACCAUUGCAUUGGAUGCUUCCUGUGAUGUUUCGGAGAUAUCUAGUGGAAAGCAUAUCAAGACAUCAAUGUCAAUUUCUACACCUUUCGAAGCCCUUAAAACUAUAACUGUCAAUAUGGGACAUAAAUAUUCUACUGGUAACUACAUGCAAUCGAUAUUCUUGGAAUACAACGGGAAACCUCUGCUAGAUAUUGACACAUCUUAUUCAAAUAUUGAGCAUCACACAGUAACCAUAGUAACAAGACACCCUAGACCUAUGAACUUCAGAAUUGGAGGUAACAUGGAAGCCGAGAAGAUGAACAGUGAUAUCAGCUUAAACUGGAAUACAGACAAAACAGACAGCAAUAUGAACAUGGAAGCCUUUUAUAGUCAUAGCAAUAAUAAGUGUAACUUAGCACUUAGAUUUGUACAUCCGUCAAAAACCAUUGGAUUUAGAGGAGAAUUAAAACGUUCAACAAGUCAUAACUUAAUUUCGCUUGAUGUAAACGUAGAUGAUGCCAAUGUAUUUGGAUAUACCUAUGACUGUAAACACGGCAAUGAUGACAGAGAUACUAGUAUGAAAUUCCGUUUCCCAAACAGAUCUUUCAUGUUAACAAACGAAAUUCAAAACCGUCUUGGAUCUAAAAUGGUAACUGGUGCCUUCUAUUGGGAUGCUGAUGGUGACCAGACAAAAAAAGUAUCUGUUAAAGGGGAUAUAACUCCUAGUGAAAAUGGUGUAGAUGCCAAUGUUGUUCUCGAAAUGCCAAGUAUUGGACAGGAUGUAAAGCUUGAUUCCAAGGUGAAAUUCAACAAGGGAUCUGUUCUGUUUGAUGGUAAAACUGAAUUCCAGUAUUCCAAAGAUUCAAGGAAGACACUAAUUCUUUCCUCACGACUGGAAGAUCUUUCAUCCGGUACUGACACUAACUACAGCUUUAACCUAGGAAUCAAACAUCCGUAUACUACUGUUGACGUUGAAGUAACUUCACUCCUAGAAUCAUCAGUUUACAAAAAGAUGGCUUCUGUCGAUGUUAAAUACCAAACAGCAAACAAAAUGGCAAAGAACUUUGGAAUAAUGGGAGAAAUCGAUAGCUUAAAGAAAAGCAUCAAGAUGGAUCUGAAAACGCCUAUUAAAUCAAUCAAUAUCCAAGGCAGUGUACAAACUACGGCUCCAUACAAAGUGUCAAUAAAGAACCUGUAUGAUAAUGUCAAACCAGUCAGUGCAGAUAUUGUCUUUGACCCAUCCGAUGUCAGUAUUGAUGUCAACAUGAACUAUGAUAUUGACAAUCCACAAAACAUCCUUCAUGUGAAUGCUAAAAUGUCAGAUGAAAGUGGACUCACUGCCGAAGUUUUCAGAGAUGUGGACAGUAAGAGAGUUUCCGAUACAUUGAUCAACCUGAAACUGAAGACUUCCAAAAUACUCCAUACACGUGUACACUGGAACCCUGAUCUUUUGAAAACCGUCAAGUCUGUUGGAUUGAACAAGAUUCAUAAGUAUGGCAAUGGCAUCAACAAAGCACUGCAAACAUCAUGGGUUGCUGUAGAAGAGGAGGUUCAAGCCAAACACAGAUUGAUCAUAUCUGCUAUUAAAGAAGACAUGAAACCAUACAUCAAUUUUAUGUCAGCUAGAGUUACCGAACUUCAAAAAAUGAGACGCAAUAAUGAUUUCUACUUAAAUGAUAUCGUAGGACAUUUCCAAACAACACAAAAUGUUAUCAGGCAUCAGAUGAAAUCCCUUCAAAAUGAAAUCAACAGUUUAACAAGAGAUAUGGACUGGACACUUUAUAAUUUGUAUCUUGCUGAAAUUACUGAAUUGAUAAAGUUGAUGGAAGACAUGUCAUUACAGUACUACACUGAAGUUUUAGAUUGCAUACAAUCACAGACAACACAGCUGUCAAACACCAUUGAAGGUGUAUAUACCAAAUAUAGAAAACAUGUAACAGAUUCGGUUGCAUCUAUCUCAAGUAACAAAAUUUUGGAAUCAGUUCGUUCAAGAUUACCAACAAUUCCACUGAAACAAAUGGCCGACAGAUACAAUACAGCCAUCUACAAUGCAAGAGAAUCUAUCAAUACCGGGUUAAUAAAAACACUUCCAACCCCAGUAUAUCAUAUGGCUUCAUCGGCAUAUAAGUACUGGGAAAUUGAAGAAAACAUCAGAUCUGUUUUUAUCAAAUUCGUCAAUUUUAUUAAAAAAGACAUUGGAGACGAAUUCAGUAAUAUCAAAGACUUAAUAACUGAUGUUAAGAAAACAAAAGUCACAGUAUAUGACCCAAAGAAAGGUCACUUUGAAAUGGACAUUUAUCUACCUCUGGAAAUGAAAUCUUUAACAGAAGUAAAAAGGAUAACCAAUCCAAUUGAGAAUCUCAGAUCUUACAUUCCACAAUCUAAUCCACUUUCAUCCUGGAACAAUAUAUGGUCUCAUGCAGUUAGUCCAUCGUUUGGUGCCCAUGCUCACAUUAAGGGAGAUCAUUUCACCACCUUUGAUGGACAAGAAUUUGAUUUCAAUGGAAAAUGCAGUUAUGUCCUGGCACGUGACUUUGGCAAAGACAAGUUCAGCAUCAUUCUUAGUUACAUGGGAAGACAGAGCAAAAAAUUGGUUGUCAUGACCUCCACACAAAAUGUUCAAGUGGCUUCAAAUGGAAAGGUCCGUGUUGAUGGAGUAGAGAGCAAACUUCCAUAUGCUUCAGACGAGAUAAAAAUUUCACAAGUAGGAGACAACAUUUACGUCGAUGGAAAUGGUUUUGGUGUGGUCAACAACAUAAAAUCAGCGUCAUAUGACAUUGAACUCAGUCAUUGGUUCCAUGGUAGAACAGGUGGCCUGCUUGGUGUCCAUGACAACGAGAGAUUUGACGACAUGAUGAUGUCUAACAAACAGAUCACAUCUGAUGCAUACGCUCUUGCCAACUCUUGGCAAGUCCAAAAUAAAUGCCGUUAAAUAUAGAACUUUUACCGAAUGAGAUUAACUUUUGUUUUGUUGAUUAUUUGUUAAUUGUUAACUUUUGGUUCUUAUUUAUUUUUUCGUUUAUUAUUUUUUUGUAAAAACAUUUGAUAAUAAUAAAUUGAGAGCAGCA